AUGAGAAUGAUUUUGACGAGACGAGCAGGACGGCUCUCCUUCAAGCUUGCUGCCCUGAUGGCCACCCUGUUUAUAUCCUACCUGAUUGGCACGGGUAACUGGAAAGCAAACUCCAGCAGUAAGACUCUCAAUUUUACUCAACUGGGCUACGACGAUGAAAACAGGCCAGAGAAGGCGUGCAACUGCCAGGCCAUAUUGAAGGGUGACCGUGAGGCACUCGCGGAGGCAAAGUUAUUAAACCUGGGCAAAACCUUCCGCAAACAAGUCCAAGUUCCGGACCAAUUUUACGUGAAUGCCAGCAAAGACUGCAUGAAAUAUAGGACGAGCCGGAAGUAUCUUACAUUCCCCCUAAGCCAGGAAGAGGAAGACUUUCCCAUUGCUUACUCCAUUGUUCUCCAUCACAAAAUGCAGAGCUUCGAACGUCUCCUGCGGACAAUCUACGCUCCCCAGAACGUCUAUUGCAUCCACGUAGACCGGAAGGCGGCGCCUUCGUUCUUCGCGGCCGUCUCGUCUGUGGCCUCCUGCUUUCCCAACGUUUUCCUGGUCAGCCGGCGCGAGUACAUGAUCUAUAACGGUUGGUCCCGGGUCCAGGCUGACCUCAACUGCAUGGCCGAGCUGAAUGCCAGCAGCGUGCCGUGGAAGUACUUCCUCAAUCUCUGCGGGCAGGACUUUCCGCUUAAGACGAACCUGGAGAUAGUGCGAGCGCUGCGGGCGCUCGACGGCCGCAACAGCCUGGGGUCGAUACCCAUGCCCUGGGAUAAGAAGUGGAGGACGGAAAAGGUUUUCAAGGUGGUGAAAGGAAAAUGGAACACGAACGGGACUAAGAAAACAGGACAACCGCCCUUCAAGCUCUUUUCAGGGAACGCCUACAUAAUCGUGACGAGAGGAUUCAUCCAAAGCGUUCUGGAGGACCGACGCAUCCAGGUCCUCUUGGAAUGGGCCAAAGACACCUUUGACGCUGAGGAGAUGGUGUGGGCGACCAUUCAGCGUAUACCCGGCGUACACGGCUCCACAUGGCCCCACUCCAAGUACGACAUUGGCGACCAACACGCCAUUGCCAGGCUGGUUAAGUGGGCCUGGCACGAGGGCAAUCCAACGUCCAAAAAUGCUGCGUACCCGCCUUGCCAAGGUGUACACGUGAGGGGCGUUUGCGUGUACGGGGCGGGCGACCUACAGUGGUUGUUGACGCACCGGCAUCUCUUUGCUAACAAGUUUGACAUAAACACGGAUCCCAUCGCUAUCUACUGUCUGGAAAAGUACCUCCGACAAAAAGUGCUGGACCAGCUAAGGGAAAUGAAUGGCGAGUAUGGGUGGGAACUUCCGGGUACCUCUCAAUAA
Messenger RNA from Nerophis lumbriciformis (worm pipefish), 1338 nucleotides. The record is from RefSeq and is a predicted model, not a curated record. NCBI's taxonomy places the organism in Eukaryota, Metazoa, Chordata, Actinopteri, Syngnathiformes, Syngnathidae.